This is a messenger RNA of Gastrolobium bilobum, 846 nucleotides long. Its product is annotated as signal peptidase complex subunit 2-like. Gene Ontology annotation, biological process: protein targeting to ER. The transcript has 5 exons. NCBI's taxonomy places the organism in Eukaryota, Viridiplantae, Streptophyta, Magnoliopsida, Fabales, Fabaceae. Gene Ontology annotation, cellular component: signal peptidase complex; membrane. The record is from RefSeq and is a predicted model, not a curated record. Bases 54 to 623 code for a protein of 189 amino acids.
GUCAAACUUGGACAAAACCCAAAGCAAAUUAGAGAGAGUAAAGGAAUCAGAAAAUGGCGUCUAAAGCAGCAAAGAAAGCGAAUCUGUUGGAUCACCACUCCAUCAAACACAUCCUUGACGAGUCUGUUUCUGAGAUAGUAACGAGUCGUGGUUAUGUUGAAGAUGUCAGAUUGAGCAACGUGAGGCUGUUAGUUGGGACCAUCAUCAUCGUCAUUGCUCUGUUUGCACAGUUUUACAAGAAGAAGUGCAUUUUAUUGAUUUUGCUUCAGUUCUGUUUGAUCUUUAACUCUGGCAGUGGCACGUAUAUAGUAUUCAAUGGGAUGUUGCAGCUGAUCAUAUACACUAAGGAGAAAAAUGCUAUUUUGUUUACUUAUCCUCCUGCUGGAUCCUUCACCAGUACUGGUUUAGAAGUUUCGUCCAAAUUGCCUAGAUUUUCAGACAUAUACACACUUAACAUAGCGAGUGCAGAUCCAAAAUCAGUGUCUGCAAACGAACCAGUGCAUUUGACUAAAAGUGUUACCGAAUGGUUCACUAAGGAAGGAGUCUUGGUGGAGGGCCGCUUCUGGAAAGAUGUGGAGGCAUUGAUAGAUCAAUAUACAAAAGAACCAAAGAAGAACAAGUAAUAUAGAGACAUGAACUUAGUUAUGUAGCGCACCUUUUUGGAGGGGAGAUACGUAAAUCUGGAUAUGGUUUAUGACUUAAACAUUUAGAAUGGCAGGGAAUCAGGAUUUCACUAACUUUACAACACAAUUUAUUCCCAUAUUUCAUCGGUGUUUUUCUGUUGAAAAAGAUGGAGCAUUAGUUUCACUUAGUUUCCUGAAAAAGAUUAAUUGUUGCCUAUCUUUU